Molecule: messenger RNA, 1095 nt
Organism: Trifolium pratense (red clover)
Lineage: Eukaryota; Viridiplantae; Streptophyta; Magnoliopsida; Fabales; Fabaceae
Product: pectinesterase inhibitor 7-like
Exons: 1
Coding region: 89-730 (213 amino acids)
Biological process (GO): negative regulation of catalytic activity
Molecular function (GO): enzyme inhibitor activity
Source: RefSeq, a predicted model, not a curated record
CUUUCAUUCUCCCUCUGCACAGUCACAAUUCACAAACAGAAACAAACUCUCACCAACAAAAAAAUAAAAACAGAGCAGUUAGUUAACAAUGAGAACCCAACGCUCUCACCAUUUCCUUCUAUUAUCAAUCCUGUUCUUCGCAUCAACAUUCUCAUUUCUCCGAUUAGCAACCGCCACCGGAGCAGAUCCUCCAACCACCGGCAACAACGACGACACCGAAUACAUCCGUUCAAGUUGCAACACAACACUAUACCCUGACAUAUGCUACACUUCUCUCUCUCGUUACGCCAAUGCAGUUCAACAAAAUCCAGGCCAACUCGCUCGCAUCGCCAUAGCAGUAAGCUUCUCCAAGGUUCACCGUACCGCAUCAUAUCUCUCAAAUCUCACUCGCGUCGCUGAUUAUAGCGGUAACUCACGCGCCGCACUCGCUCUUCGUGACUGUUUCUCAAAUCUAGAUGACGCCGUUGAUGAAAUCCGUGGCUCGAUUAAACAGAUGCGUCAGUUAGGAGCCGCCGGAAGUGGAACCAAUUCGUUUCUUUUUCAGAUGAGUAACGUUCAGACGUGGAUGAGUGCGGCGCUUACCGAUGAAGAAACGUGUACGGAUGGAUUUCAAGAUGUAGAGGAUUGUCCGAUGAAAUCGGAUGUAGAGAAACGUGUGACGAAGGUGAAGAAGUUCACGAGUAAUGCUUUGGCACUUGUUAAUGGUUACGCUAAACAAGGAAUGCCGUGAAAUUGUGACCGUUUGAUUUGAUUAUUACUUUUUCUAAUUUCAGAAUUAUUGUUGUUGAAUUACUGUGUAGUGUGUGUGUGAACAAGAAAGAUGUGAAAUGAAAUGUGAAUGAUGAAUGUAAAUUUUGGUGGUUUUGAUUUUAGCUUUGUUUUUAGCAAAGAAAAAACAAACACAUGUGGCUUGGCUUACACAGGAUUUCUGUGCAAGAAUGGAGAGUGUAGAUAUACAAAAAAAAAAAAAAAACUAGCCACAGUUAUAAUGUAUUGUGUGAAGGUAAAGGCGUUUGAGUGAGUUUUUAAUUUGUUGAUGGUUAUUGAUCCUUUGAAGUUAAGAAAUUAAGAUGAAUAUUGUUAGGGCCACUCUAA